Molecule: messenger RNA, 651 nt
Organism: Aureobasidium uvarum
Lineage: Eukaryota; Fungi; Ascomycota; Dothideomycetes; Dothideales; Saccotheciaceae
Source: the annotation of a GenBank genome assembly
AUCUUCGUUGCAAACAUGCUCUACUCCACCAUCCUCUUCGCCGCCGUCACUGGCCUCGCCGCUGCCCAGGUCCAGACUGGCAACUACACCAUUGACCCCAACUCGGUCGAUUCCACCACCAGAGCCAACUGGUGCCGUGCCGAGACCAACACCUGCCCCGUUCUGUGCGGUGGCAACCUCUACAAGUCCAACACUUGCGACCAGGCGAGUACCACCAUCUUGCAUGCAAUCCCGAGCAUCUUGCUGACUUUAUCCACAGGCUUCUCUGACCUACACCUGCGUCUGCAACAACGGCCUCUCGCCCGACUUUACCAGAACACCAUCCCUUCGUUCGUCUGCCAGGAGUACAAGGGCCAAUGUCUCGCCACCAACGCUGGCAACGCCACCGCUCAGGAUCAAUGCCAGAAGAUCAGCUGCGGUAACAAGACUGCUGUCAACCUCGUCACCUCGUCUGCCGCCUCCUCUUCCAGCUCGGCUGCAUCCAGCGGUUCCAGCGCCGCUGCUAGCGCUACUUCCGCUAUGGCUAGUGGCUCUCAGUCCGCAGCCUCCAGCGCCGCCACCGCUUCCUCUACUGGUGCUGCCAACGCUAUCACCGUCGGCCACGGUGCUCUCGCCGCCUCUCUGUUCGGUCUCUUCGCCUACGCUCUGUAA